AUGCACUUCCGACUUUUCCUCCUUCUUGCCGUUUUUGUUGCCGCCUAUCAAGUUAGCUUUUUCUUGUUUUAAGAAGUUACACAUAAUUUAUUGCUUACGGGAAACAGUAGAGCGAACUCACGACUAAACCUUUUUCAGCUCGAUAAUCCGUUAGUUGUGGAAAGCUCCAUAUCGAAUACUGCUUUAAGCCAGUUCAAUUACUUUCAUGGACUGAUGAUGAAUGAAAUCCAUUUUUUUUAACUUGAACCCUAAUGAAAUCCAAAAAAAUAAAUAAGAUCAGAAUCAGAGAGCUCCAAGCGACUUCAAAAAUUAUUUCCUACGAAACUAUCAAACUUUUUGGAUGCAUCAUAGUACAGUCUUCUCUUUCUUAUUCACCUCAAUUUUAAAGUUUGAUUAUUUUUUUUUACUUGCAAAAGAAAACGAAAUACUAUAAUUUUCAGGCCGCUCCCAUCUCUAGCACUGUCGCUUUAACUUCAUCGGUUGGAAAUUAUUUCUUUUUUUGCAAAAAAUCAUCAACUGCUCAGGAAGAAGAUUCGGUGGAAGGCUCUGGACUCUCAGGUGAAACUUUCGAGUCAGAGGAGUCUGAGGAAAGCUCUGGAGACCUGGACAGUGAAGAAACGUCAGAGAGUGAAGAAGAUGGAAGCAUAGAAAUUGAAGGAACGGUGCGAACACCUUGAAUCUUUCAGUUACAUAAAAAUUUGAUUUUCAGAUCAUCAUUGAAAACUCCAAGGAACUCUACACUUUUGUGGUGAAUCCAAAAAUCUCGCUAUCCAAUUUUUGAUUUUUUUUUUACAGCCGAUCCCUGGAGAAGAUGGUCAAGAUGACGACUUGAACGUCUCAAAAGAACAAAACGCAAACGAAGACGAAGAAGAAGAAGAAGAUAAAUAA
Molecule: messenger RNA, 888 nt
Organism: Caenorhabditis auriculariae
Lineage: Eukaryota; Metazoa; Nematoda; Chromadorea; Rhabditida; Rhabditidae
Source: the annotation of a GenBank genome assembly